Molecule: messenger RNA, 2817 nt
Organism: Orbilia oligospora ATCC 24927
Lineage: Eukaryota; Fungi; Ascomycota; Orbiliomycetes; Orbiliales; Orbiliaceae
Exons: 3
Coding region: 1-2817 (938 amino acids)
Biological process (GO): leucyl-tRNA aminoacylation; mitochondrial translation
Cellular component (GO): mitochondrion
Molecular function (GO): ATP binding; aminoacyl-tRNA deacylase activity; leucine-tRNA ligase activity
Source: RefSeq, a predicted model, not a curated record
AUGAUACUCCAAACACGGUGUCUCUGUGGUGGACGUUCGUCGCCCAGAAUUGUGCUCCAUUUCCUUCGAGUUCGACCGCCGCCUCUCGUCUUUCUCCGCAGAGCGCACACGUCGAAGACGUCGAAAAGGCAAUAUGGUGAAAUCACUAUACCCGAAAUCGACGCUAAGUGGCUUGGGCGCUGGGAGGAUACACCUCGUACUUUCCAAUCACCUUCGACAUCGACUAAACCACCAUACUACGUGCUCUCGAUGUUCCCUUACCCAUCUGGAACACUUCACAUGGGACAUCUUCGAGUCUACACGAUCUCAGAUGUCGUGGCCCGGUAUAAGCACAUGAAGGGCUUUAACGUCCUUCAUCCAAUGGGAUGGGAUUCUUUCGGCCUUCCCGCCGAAAAUGCAGCCAUCGAACGAGGGGUGGACCCUGCUGAGUGGACGGACCAGAACAUCGAGACGAUGAAGACUCAAUUGAAGCGUAUGGGGGCCCGGUUUGAUUGGAGCAGAGAGCUACGCACGUCAUCACCGGAUUUCUACUCGGGAACGCAGAAGCUUUUCCUGGAGCUUUACAAGGAAGGAUUGGCGUAUCGCGCACCCGCGCUCGUCAACUGGGAUCCUGUGGACCAGACGGUUCUGGCUAACGAGCAGGUAGCAAAGGAUGGAACGUCUUGGCGGUCCGGAGCUAAGGUUGAACAGAAAUAUCUGGAACAAUGGUUUUUUAAGAUCACUAGGAACGCACCUUUCUUGAGACAUAGUCUCGAGAGUCUGAGGGGCAAGUGGCCAGACUAUGUUAUUCGUCAGCAAGAAAACUGGAUCGGGGAAAGUAGUGGUUCGCGAGUCAAGUUCCCUCUCAGGAUAGCAGACGCAGACGGCAGCUCGCAUGAGGACGCUUUGAAGAUAUACACCACUCGAUUGGAUACCAUAUUCGGGGUCCAAUUUUUGGCCUUAUCGGUUACUCACCCUCUAGUCCAAAAGUUUUCGGAAACAGACCCAGAACUAAAGGCAUUCGUUGACAACAUUCCGAAUCUACCAGUUGGAACGAAGGCAGGGUAUUUACUAAGCAAUGUUAAGGCCUUUAAUCCAAUCCUACAAGAGACGGCAGAAGACGGGACGUUAUUACCUGCUGGAAACUUCGAUCUGCCAGUCUUCGUGGCACCAUAUGUGCUGGGGGGACUGGGAACCAGCGCGGUCAUGGGGGUUCCUGCACACGAUCAACGUGACUUUGACUUCUGGCAGGAGAAUUGUCCUGAGCAGCCAGUUAGGUUCGUGAUUGUGCAGCAGGGUGCGAAGGAUAGAAUGGUUGAACCGCGGGUGGUAACUUCAACCACGAACAAAAUAUUCGCACCAGGUAUUACUAAAAGUUUUCUAAACGAGAACUGUGGGCAAUAUGCAGGGUUGAACUGUGUAGUUGCUCAUCAACAGUUGUUUGCUACGCUGAAGGAACGAGGCAUGGCUCUGCCGUCUAAGAGGUUUAGGAUUCGGGAUUGGUUAAUAUCACGGCAGAGGUUUUGGGGGACACCGAUUCCAAUCGUGCAUUGCGGUUCUUGUGGCUCUGUACCUGUCAAAGACGAAGAUCUACCGGUCUUGUUGCCGAAGAUUACGCUGACAGGCAAAGGAGGAAGUCCGCUGAAGCAAGCGGAGGAAUGGGUGAAAACUACGUGUCCAAAAUGCGGAAAUCCUGCGGAGCGAGAUACGGAUACGAUGGAUACGUUUGUUGAUUCGUCGUGGUAUUUCAUCCGGUUCGGAAUGGAUCCGGACCCUAAGCAUAACCUGAUGCCUGUAGACAUCUACAUUGGCGGGGUUGAACACGCCAUCUUACAUUUACUAUAUGCACGGUUUAUUUCGAACUUUCUAGAGAAGCGAACGGGUGAUUCACGGUAUCUUGAGCCGUUUAGGCGGCUUAUCACGCAAGGCAUGGUUCACGGGAAAACCUAUCAAGAUCCGCAGACCGGAAAGUUCUUGAAGCCUGAUGAGGUGGAUGUUAUUGAAGGUGGGCCGGCCUUUGACAAGAAUACCUUUGUAGAGGUGGAUAUCACGUAUGAGAAAAUGUCGAAGAGUAAGUAUAAUGGCGUGGAUCCAACCGAAUGCUUGAAUAAGCAUGGUUUGGAUGCAACGAGAGCACACAUACUCUUCCAAGCACCAGUUGCAGAUAUUCUUGAUUGGGAUGAGGCAAAGAUUGUUGGCAUGCAGAGAUGGUUGGCGAAAGUUCGAACUUUGGCAGCCAGGGCGGAGGUGGAAGUGGAAUUUCACCGAACUACUGGAUCCUACUCGAAGGCUAUUGUUGCCGAAGACUCGGAUCAAGCUGCAUCGGAUUUGAUGAGGGAACUCCAAUCCGCGGUUGCAGGUGUCACAUCUUCAAUGGAGGACGUGUACAGCUUGAACACCGCUAUCAGCGAUUUGAAUAUUCUGACAAAUUAUAUCCACGGUAUUACCCCGGAGUUAGUGGGACCGGAGGUAUACGUUUUGGCAGUGGAGACUUUGUUGAAGCUCAUGUCGCCGAUAUGUCCUGCUAUUUCGGCGGAAUGCUGGGAGCACAUGCAUGGACCCCGGAGUCUCUUGGAGGAACAAAAGUGGCCGGAGGAGGAACAAUUCGAGGUCAAAGAGGUGAAAGACUCGGUAGAUAUCAUCGUGCAUGUUAAUGGGAAGUACAAGUUGACGUUGAGGGAUCAGGCGAUUGGGUGGGCGGACGAAUAUGAUGUACAGGAAUGGGUUUAUGAUAAGGUGCUUGAGACGGAGGAAGGAGAUAGGCUUUUGAGUGAGAGGGAAGUGAAGAAUGUGAUUAUUGUGAGGGCGAAGAACCUUGUAAAUAUAUUGACGAAGUAG